Molecule: messenger RNA, 783 nt
Organism: Geodia barretti
Lineage: Eukaryota; Metazoa; Porifera; Demospongiae; Tetractinellida; Geodiidae
Source: the annotation of a GenBank genome assembly
AUGGGAGACGAAUUGGAGGUAGUGAUCGACGCGACCACCUAUUCUCUAGUGGUUCCUCCGCGCAGCGACACCGAACUAGUGGUCGCAGAGCGCAAGAAGUUGCUCGGUCAUAUUGACCUGAAGACGCUCGUGGAAGACCUGAGUCGUGUCGGGAAGUGUAUCCGCGUCGCAUCGAACGGCGUAACAGCAGCCGGACCGAAAUUCACGGAACUACAGAUCGAGAUACAAGACCUCGGCUACGACGUGACGAAGCUGUGCGACAAGUCCGCUAUCACGGUCUCCAGUUCCACCAACGUGCCUGUGCCCGAUCAUUACCGACCUGCAGCGACGUACGAGUACUUGCUCGACAACUUGGAAGAUGUCGCCCUUGAUACGCUAGCGUCCGUUUCGAAAUUAGCUGGGCAGAUGGGCCGAAGCAGCCAAAGAGCUCCAAGAAGCGUUGACAAUCAGGCUAAUAAAGUGCGUAAGUGGCCAAAAAGACGCAGAUGUCGCAGGGCAACAAGCACAACUUGUCCCGACCAAACAGAAAGAAGAGGAGCAACUGAAGAGAAACGAAGCUCCAGGAUGACGUCCGUCAAGGAUGCCCGACGGGCGGAACUCGACGCAGAGCGGGCAGUCCGGGAGUACGAAAUGAAGGAAGAUGAGGCAUUGAGGCACUCGGUGACGACGGAGUAUUCUGGUGCGCCUUAUCAACGUUUAACCUCGAGCUACUUGGUGCACGUUUUAGGGGUGACGGAAGGGGAGGGAGAAGAAAGUGAGCACUGGAAAAAGAAGAAAAUUUGA